GGCCGAUGAAUUGUGUCGUUUUUUGUCACCUUUCAAACGAGAAAAGUAAGAAAAACAAGAUUAAUCAAGAUUUUCAACCCACCACCCUUCUACUUUUCUUCCUCUUCUUUCCUCGUCCCCUUCAACACCAAUUCCUAACCUUCUCUCUCUCUCUCCUCUCUCUUUCUCUCUCCUCCGUGCAAUUCUCAUUGCACUACCGGUGCUCUCAUCUUCAUCAUUAAAAUGGCGAAGAAUCCCACAUCAGAUACAAAUAGAGUUUCAGAAAGGAACAAUUCACUGGUUGUUUGCUUUGGGGAAAUGUUGAUUGAUUUUGUCCCAACUGUUGCUGGAGUGUCGCUUGCUGAAGCUCCUGCUUUCAAGAAAGCUCCAGGUGGUGCUCCUGCUAAUGUGGCUGUUGGCGUCUCAAGACUUGGUGGCUCAUCAGCUUUUAUAGGCAAGGUGGGCGACGAUGAAUUUGGGCGCAUGUUAUCUAACAUUUUGAAAGAAAACAAUGUAAACAAUUCUGGUGUGCGAUUUGACCAAACUGCAAGAACUGCAUUGGCAUUUGUUACACUCAGAGCUGAUGGUGAGCGUGAGUUUUUAUUUUUCCGAAAUCCAAGUGCUGAUAUGCUUCUCCGCGAAGCAGAACUGGAUAUUGCUCUUAUUAAACAGGCAAAGAUCUUCCACUAUGGUUCAAUUAGUUUGAUUGAGGAACCAAGCAGAUCGGCGCAUCUUGCUGCAAUGGGCAUUGCCAAAAAGAAUGGUUGCUUCCUCUCUUAUGAUCCAAACUUAAGAUUGCCAUUGUGGCCCUCACACGAGGCUGCUCUGAAGGGCAUAAUGAGUAUCUGGGAUCAGGCUGAUUUAAUUAAGAUAAGUGAGGAUGAAAUCACAUUCCUCACUGGUGGUGAUGAUCCCUAUGAUGAUAAUGCGGUGUUAACCAAGCUUUUUCAUCCAAAUCUUAAGCUUUUGAUUGUGACUGAAGGGUCAGCAGGUUGCAGAUAUUACACUAAGGAGUUCAAGGGCCGGGUCCAUGGCGUUACAGUUAAACCCAUUGACACAACAGGAGCAGGCGAUGCAUUUGUGAGUGGGAUACUGUACAGCCUAGCUUCUGACCUAAAUCUAUUUCAGGACGAAAAGUGUCUACGAGAAGCUCUAUCAUUCGCCAAUGCCUGCGGUGCAAUCACGGUAACAGAAAGAGGAGCCAUCCCUGCAUUGCCCACAAAAGAUACUGUGAUCCAAUUCUUACAAAAAGUUGCUGCUUGAUGAAGUAAAGGCAGACACAGCAGUCUAAAAUACUUGUAUUUUUUUUUUCCCCCUUGUACCAAAGUCCAAAAACUAUGUAAUCCGACUUUCCUUUAACGAGAGCAAUCAAUUUAGCGUUUGCUCCUUGUGUUCUUCUGCUGUUCACCCGUUAUAAAAAGUUUCCAUUUUGCGCUGCAA
This is a messenger RNA of Morus notabilis, 1419 nucleotides long. Its product is annotated as probable fructokinase-7. Gene Ontology annotation, cellular component: cytosol. Gene Ontology annotation, biological process: fructose metabolic process. Gene Ontology annotation, molecular function: fructokinase activity. The record is from RefSeq and is a predicted model, not a curated record. Bases 223 to 1242 code for a protein of 339 amino acids. Lineage: Eukaryota; Viridiplantae; Streptophyta; Magnoliopsida; Rosales; Moraceae. The transcript has 7 exons.